UUUUUUUUACCCGGCAUAGUGCCGCCGUUUAGAAAUAGAUUCUUUUGAACUAAAACGCUCCGUCUGUCCAUUUCAUCCUGUGAACAUCUUUAUAGUUUUACUUUACUUUCCAAGUCGUGUGGAAAGUGAUACUCGGAAAGAACACACAUUAAUCUCUUAGCAUCCGCGUGAACCAACUUCUAAUCCACCACAUUACCUUGAACUCCCAUCGCACAAUCCCUCACGCACGCCAAUAAUGGCCAACCCUCCCCACGGCGGUGUCCUCAAGGACCUGUUGGCCCGCGAUGCUCCCCGCAAUGCUGAGCUGGCCGCCGAGGCAGAGACGCUGCCCGCACUCCUGCUGACCGAGCGUCAGCUUUGUGAUCUGGAGCUGAUCAUCACUGGUGGCUUUUCCCCUCUGGAGGGCUUCAUGACUGAGAAGGACUACAAUGGCGUCGUCAAGGAGAACCGUUUGACCGACGGUGCCCUCUUCAGCAUGCCCAUAACCCUCGACCUGUCGCAACAGACCAUUGACGAGAAUGGUGUCAAGCCCGGUGCCCGCAUCACUCUGCGCGACUUCCGUGACGACCGCAACCUGACCAUUCUCACAGUUGAGGAUGUCUACCGCCCGGACAAGCAGCUCGAGGCCAAGGAGGUCUUUGGCGGCGAUCCCGAGCACCCUGCCGUCAACUACCUCUUCAACACGGCUGGUGAGUUCUACGUCGGCGGUAAGCUCGAGGCUGUCAACCGCCUGCAGCACUACGACUUUGUCGACCUGCGGUACACCCCCGCUGAGCUGCGCACACACUUCGACAAGCUCGGCUGGAGCCGGGUCGUCGCCUUCCAGACCCGCAACCCCAUGCACCGCGCCCACCGUGAACUGACGGUCCGCGCUGCCCGCUCGCACCACGCCAACGUCCUCAUCCACCCCGUCGUCGGCCUGACCAAGCCCGGCGACAUUGACCACUUUACGCGCGUGCGCGUCUACAAGGCCCUCCUCCCUCGCUACCCCAACGGCAUGGCGGUCCUGGGUCUGCUGCCGCUGGCCAUGCGCAUGGGUGGACCCCGCGAGGCCAUCUGGCACGCCAUCAUCCGCAAGAACCACGGUGCCACGCACUUCAUCGUGGGCAGGGACCACGCCGGACCGGGCAAGAACAGCGCCGGCGUCGACUUUUACGGCCCGUACGACGCCCAGUACGCCGUCGAGAAGUACAAGGACGAGCUUGGCAUCGAGGUCGUGCCCUUCCAGAUGAUGACCUACCUGCCCGACAGCGACGAGUACGCUCCCGUCGACACGAUCGAGAAGGGCGUCAGGACGCUCAAUAUCAGCGGAACCGAGCUUCGCUCCAGGCUGCGCAGCGGCAGGGACAUUCCUGAGUGGUUCUCGUAUCCCGAGGUGGUCAAGGUUCUCCGCGAGAGCCACCCGCCUCGAUCGCAGCAGGGUUUCACCAUCUUCCUGACGGGUUACCAAAACAGCGGCAAGGACCAGAUCGCGCGUGCGCUCCAGGUGACGCUGAACCAGCAGGGCGGCCGGUCCGUGUCAAUGCUGCUCGGUGAGACGGUGCGCAGUGAGCUCUCGUCGGAGCUGGGCUUCUCGCGCGAGGAUCGCGACAAGAACAUUGGCCGCAUCGCCUUUGUUGCAUCCGAGCUGACCCGCUCCGGAGCGGCCGUCAUCGCCGCCCCGAUCGCACCCUUUGAGGCCUCCAGGCAGCACGCCAGGGAGCUCGUGGAAAAGCACGGCGACUUCUACCUCGUCUGGGUCAACACACCGCUCGAGCACUGCGAGAAGACGGACAAGCGCGGCAUCUACAAGCGCGCCCGCGCCGGCGAGAUCAAGGGCUUCACAGGAGUCGACGACCCCUACGAGAACCCCGUCAAACCGGACCUGACGGUCGACGUUUCCAAGCAGUCUGUGCGGUCCAUUGUUCACCAGAUCGUGCUGACGUUGGAGAGCAAGGGGCUGCUUGAUCGUUUGUAAAACAGAAGCCUUGCACUGCUUCGGUUUUUUUUUAUUCUCCUGUUUAUUUUUUUCUGGGUCUUUGUUACUUGACUUCUCAUGAUCUAAUGAAUGGUUCAAAAAUAUUUUUUUGCGAGAGGUUGGGUUUAAAGGGGAAAAAUUGGGUACCAUUCCCCCUGUUAUUUUUUUUAUGUGAUAAGGAAUAGACGGUGAGAACCCUGGGAAAAAGGGAUACCGCUCAGCAAACAAUAUAGCGAGAUGAUCUUUUUUGUUUUAUUCUCUUAGCUUGUUUCAUCCACUUUCUACUGCUGUAUGUGAACAAACAGACUAAGAACAACUUGGGUAUUGAACAAGGUAUUAGGUAUGCAGGUAGACUUAGAUAGAUUUACGGUAGACAAGAUCUCUCUUCUUCAGGGUCGGUCGCACAUACAUCAUCACCAACGAAGAUUGAUUGACUGCAUUUAAGCCAG
Molecule: messenger RNA, 2406 nt
Organism: Pyricularia oryzae 70-15
Lineage: Eukaryota; Fungi; Ascomycota; Sordariomycetes; Magnaporthales; Pyriculariaceae
Product: sulfate adenylyltransferase
Exons: 1
Coding region: 236-1957 (573 amino acids)
Biological process (GO): sulfur amino acid metabolic process
Cellular component (GO): cytoplasm
Molecular function (GO): adenylylsulfate kinase activity; ATP binding; sulfate adenylyltransferase (ATP) activity
Source: RefSeq, a predicted model, not a curated record